This is a messenger RNA of Bombina bombina (fire-bellied toad), 4715 nucleotides long. RefSeq lists its product as uncharacterized. Gene Ontology annotation, biological process: regulation of immune system process; negative regulation of transcription by RNA polymerase II; regulation of cytokine production. The record is from RefSeq and is a predicted model, not a curated record. The coding region runs from base 158 to 4447 and encodes 1429 amino acids. Lineage: Eukaryota; Metazoa; Chordata; Amphibia; Anura; Bombinatoridae. The transcript has 17 exons.
CUGGAAGGGAAGUAGCUGCUACACACACUCAGUAUUCAACAUGGCUGCUUCACGUAGGCUCCUGUUACUGUGAAGAUCACAUACAAUACACAUCACUGAGUUUGUAAAGAAGAAACAUUAUUAGAAUAUCUGGCAAAUUCAGUUACUGAACUAGACAAUGUCUAACAAGACCGAGAACCAAACCACAGAGCUUGCUGAUGCACACAGAGGGCAUCUAGAGGAAAACCUGGGCACUGGGCUAUUAGAUGUGAAGAAAGAGGAUGAGACAGUUGACCUAAAUAGUCAUCAGACUGAAAUACAUUGGUCCUUCCCUGAAGUGCGUAUGGAUGUGACACCUACAGAGGGCUUAGCGGUAGACAACAGAGGAGAACCGUAUGUGUGUGAUCAGGUGAAGACUGAGGAGGAUGAAUUUCCUAUAAAUACGGCUACAGAUGCAGAUACUGCUGAUAUAGUGAAAGUUGAGAUAACAGAAGAUCUGUAUACGUGUGAUCAGGUGAAGACUGAAGAGGAGGAAGUUCCUAUAAAUACGGCUACAGGUAGAUCCAGAGACUGCGAUGAUCCCAGUCAUGGCCAGAGCACAGCUGCUUCUUUCAGUCUUUCUCAAAAUCAAAGAAAUAAUGCAGGAAACAUAUAUUCAGAAUAUAGGGAAUGUUUAACCCAGCAAACAAGUCUUAUUACACAUCAGACAAUUUAUACAGACAAGAAAGCAUUUUCAUGUUCUGAAUGUGGUAAAGGUUUUACUCAGAAAUCGCAUCUUAUUACUCAUCAGAAAAUUCAUACAGGAGAGAAACGAUUUUCAUGUUCUCAAUGUGGGAAAUGUUUUACACAGAAAUCACAUCUUACUACUCAUCAGAAAACUCAUACAGGAGAGAAAGCGUUUUUAUGUUUUGAAUGUGGAAAAUGGUUUUCUCUGAAAUCAACUCUUAUUGAUCAUCAGAAGAUUCAUACAGGAGAGAAAGCAUUUUCAUGUUCUCAUUGUGGAAAAUGUUUUACUCAGAAAUCAAGUCUAGUUACUCAUGAGAAAAUUCAUACUAGAGAAAAAGCAUUUUCAUGUUCUCAGUGUGGAAAAUGUUUUUCUCUGAAAUCACUACUUAUUGUGCAUCAGACAAUUCAUACUGGAGAGAAACCAUUUUCAUGUUCUGAAUGUGGGAAAUGUUUUAAUCAGAAACCAAAUCUUAUUACACAUCAGAAACUUCAUACAGGAGAAAAAAAAUUCUCAUGUUCAGAAUGUGGGAAAUGUUUUAUUCUGAAAUCAUAUCUUAUUACUCAUCAGAAAAUCCAUACAGAAAAGCAAACAUUUAUUUGUUCUGAAUGUGGGGAAGGUUUUACUCAGCAAUCAAAUUUUAUUAGACACCAGGCAUUUCAUACAGGAGAGAAACCAUUCUCAUGUUCCGAAUGUAGGAAAUGUUUUACACGUAAAUCAUAUCUUAUUACUCAUCAAAAAAUCCAUUCAGGAGAGAAAGCAUUUUCAUGUACUGAAUGUGAGAAAUGUUUUACUCAGAAAUCUCAUCUUAUUACUCAUCAGAAAAUUCAUUCAGGAGAGAAAGCGUUUUCAUGUUCUGAGUGUGAGAAAUGUUUUACUCGGAAAUCAAAUCUUAUUAUUCAUCAGAAAAUUCAUACAGGAAAGAAAUUAUGGAUUGAAAUUAAACAGGACAUUACCUUGUUGUCUAAAGAGGUUAGACAAUUCUCUGCUAGACUUUCAGAAGUAGAGCAGAGAACUUCUGAUGUAGAAGACCUGACACUGAGUCAUAACACCAAGCUAGAAGUUAUGAAUACCACUCUUUUAAAAAUCCAGGGUAAACUAGAGGAUUUAGAAAAUCGUUCUCGGAGGAACAAUUUUAGAGUUAUUGGGUUCACACAUGAAUAUAGCACUAGGGAAAUCACCUUCCUAGAUUUAAAAAUCGAAGUUAAAAAUGGGAAAUUGGAGACGUCUACGUUCUUCAAAGAAGUAGACUGUAACAAUUACAUCCAUCAUGACAGUUGUCAUCACGAACAUUGGAAGUCAAAUAUACCGAAAGGUCAAUUAUUGAGAUUGAAGAAAAACUGCUCUAAUUCAACUAAAUGGGAAGAGCAAUCCGUAAUUCUAAAGAACACAUUUUUGGAAAGAGGCUAUGAGGAGAACAAUCUCGAAAAGAAUAUGGAGGAAGUCAGAUGUAAAGAUCGGAAAGACCUUUUGAAAUAUAGAUGUAAGAAAGCUUACAAUAGUUCUGACAAUGACCAACUCACUAUUCCCUUCAUAACGGAAUAUAGUGAGAACAGACAUAUUGUAGAAAGGAUCAUUAAGAAAUAUUGGUCACUUCUGAAAAAUUAUGAACAUGGAGGAGACAUACAUGGCAAUAUGAUGCUCGAUUUUGAGCGCACGUGUGACAGGCUGGAUUGCCUUUUGUGCAACAUGGAGAGCACCCACGCAGGGGAUGUACCUGAGUCUUGUACAGAGAUGCAUACAGAACCAGCUUGUCAGGGCGGCGCUGAGCAAUUGAGUAUGACCCAACUUCUUGAUGUUAGUGCACGGACAGGUCCCUGCACCAGCUUCUUACCUUUCUCUCUGGACCCUGAAGACUCGCAUGUCGCAGUGCACACAGGAAGACAUCUGUUUACUGUGAUGGCUAACCUCAUUCCGAGUAACAGUGGAGCAGUGCUGGUGCCAACUACACGAUAUUGGGAUGUGGAUCCUCUCAACUCACCUGCAGAUAUAUCCAGAGGGCUCUCUUUUUCUCUCUCAAGUGGGAGCAAGAUCGUUGAUUUGUGUGAGGAAAAUUGGUAUUGUGACCAAGUGAUUGCGUCUGGGAGGGCAGUCGACUCCCAUGUGUGCAAUGCUAAAAUUCUUGUCCCACUGAAGCCUCUGCAGCAGAGAAUUAUUAUUUCUGAGCCUCACCAGGCUCAGUCACUGACGAUAAACAAGAUGAAUAAAUACAGGAAGCAGAUGGCAGAGCAGUUUCUGAGUCAGGCACUUGGCAUCAUCUGCCUGCUGACUGGAGAGGAAUAUGUCAUUGUGAAGAAGAGGCCCUCCCACAGCAGCAUUCACCGGCAGAGCGGAGAGGUGCCUAUAAAGUGUGAUGAUGUUGCUGUGUAUUUCUCUAUGGAGGAGUGGGAGUAUAUAGAGGGACACAAGGAGCUUUACAAGGACAUCAUGAUGGAGACUCACCAAACACUAAGGACUAUGGAGAUCUCUGAAAAAGAGAGCUCAGAACUAAAAUGUCACAGUGAUAAAAAUCUAGACACAGGGGCACAAGGAGAACUGGUACAAAAUAUUCAGCCAUCAGAUGUCUCUGCAGGUGACAUUAAUACUGACGUAGAUGUUAAAACAGAAGAUCUGAGUGCAACGUGUCAUCUGGAAGCUCCAAUGCAGGAAAUGUGUUACGACAAUGAACGCGAAAAAGAUGCUAAGAUUUCAUGUAACAUGAAAGAAACAGAAGAUCAGUGGCUAAGAAAUAUAACAGAAGCUGCAGAACAGGAAAUAUGUGAUAAUAUAAGUACAGGUGAAAACAAUGCUAAAAUUUCAUGUAACACAGAACAAACAGAUGAUCAGCAGCUAAGAAAUAUGCCAGAAGCUGCAGAGCAGGAAAUAUGUGACAAUAUAAGUACAGGUGAAUUCACAAGCUGCAAUAAUCCUAGUAAUUAUCAGAGUGCAAAUGCUUCUUUACAUCUUCUUCAAAAUCAAAGAUGCCACGUGGAAAAUUUAUGUUCUGAAUGUGGGAAAUGUUUUUUUACGAAAUUACAUCUUCUUAAACAUCUAAAAAUCCAUACAGGAGAAAAGCCAUUUUCCUGUCCUAUAUGUGGGAAAUGUUUUAACCGUAAAAAAUAUCUUGUUGCUCAUCAGAAAAUUCAUACAGGAGAAAAAAGAUUUUCAUGUUCUGACUGUGGGAAAUGUUUUACUCGGAAAUCAACUCUUAUAAUGCAUCAGAAAAUUCAUACAGGGGAGAAAGAAUUUUCAUGUUACGAAUGUGGAAAAUGUUUUAUUAAGAAAUCAAAUCUUAUUUUGCAUCAGAAAACUCAUACAGGAGAAAAAGGAUUUUCAUGUUCUGACUGUGGGAAAUGUUAUUCUCUGAAAUCAACUCUUCUUACACAUCAGAAAACUCAUACAGGGGAAAAAGGAUUUUCAUGUUCUGACUGUGGAAAAUGUUUUACUCGGAAAUCAAAUCUUCUUACGCAUAAGAAAAUUCAUACAGGGGAAAAAGGAUUUUCAUGUUCUGAAUGUGGAAAAUGUUUUACACUGAAACCAACUCUAAUUAGGCAUCAGAAAAUUCAUACAGGGGAAAAAGGAUUUUCAUGUUCUGAAUGUGGGAAAUGUUUUACUCUGAAACCAACUCUUAUUAUGCAUCAAAAAAUUCAUACAGGGGAGAAAGCAUUUUCAUGUUUUGACUGUGGGAAGCGUUUUACUCAGAAAUCAACUCUUAUUAGGCAUCAGAAAACUCAUAUCAAAAGAAAUCAAAGUUUAACCUCCUAAGUGCAGAGGGAUAGCAUGUAGUUAUCACCCACACAAUACCAAGUGCUGAUGACGGCUGCAUGUGAUCCCCUGGGGUGCAGUGUUUUGGAGCUGUUUGAGGCCCCUUCUGAAACUUAAGCGUUUAUGAGAUGACCCCAAGACCAAUUUAAAUCAUGGUUUUCAUUUUUUGAAUAAGUUUUCAGAUAUUUUUUUCCAGUUAUAUCAGACCAUUACUGAUUUGUUUAUAUAUCAUUAGAUAUGCAUAGAUAAACCAUUGAAAUGAAUGAAA